CGGGGAGGGGACCCCGGAGGAGAGAGAUGACAAUGUCUCUCAUCCAAGCGUGCCGCAGUCUGGCUCUCUCAACAUGGCUGCUUUCCUUUUGUUUCGUGCAUCUGCUCUGCCUGGACUUCACCGUGGCGGAGAAGGAGGAAUGGUACACCGCCUUCGUGAACAUCACCUAUAUGGAGCCCGAGGCCGGGGCCGCGGUGGCGGGCAGCGGUAGCGGCGCCGAGCUGCACACCGAGAAGAGCGAGUGCGGGCGAUACGGGGAGCACUCGCCCAAGCAAGACGCGCGCGGCGAGGUGGUCAUGGCCAGCUCGGCCCACGAUCGCCUGGCUUGUGACCCUAAUACCAAGUUCGCCGCGCCGGCCCACAGCAAGCACUGGAUAGCCCUCAUCCCCAAGGGCAACUGCACGUACAGGGAUAAGAUCCGGAACGCGUUCCUGCAGAACGCCUCCGCUGUGGUCAUCUUCAACGUGGGCUCCAACACAAACGAGACCAUCACCAUGCCCCACGCAGGUGUGGAAGACAUCGUGGCUAUAAUGAUUCCUGAGCCCAAAGGGAAGGAGAUAGUGAGCCUGCUGGAAAGGAACAUCACCGUGAUGAUGUACAUCACCAUCGGCACCCGGAACUUGCAAAAAUAUGUGAGCCGCACGUCGGUUGUGUUUGUCUCCAUCUCCUUCAUUGUCCUGAUGAUCAUUUCUCUGGCAUGGCUGGUCUUUUAUUAUAUCCAGAGGUUUCGGUAUGCAAAUGCCAGGGACAGGAACCAGUACACGAUAGCUACUGGUCAGGACUGGCAGCUUUACCGGCGCCGACUGGGAGAUGCAGCAAAGAAAGCCAUCAGCAAGCUCCAGGUCAGGACCAUCAGGAAGGGUGACAAGGAAACAGAGUCCGAUUUUGAUAACUGUGCAGUCUGCAUAGAGGGGUACAAGCCCAACGAUGUGGUCAGGAUCCUGCCCUGUCGGCAUCUUUUCCACAAGUCCUGUGUUGACCCCUGGCUUCUAGACCAUCGCACCUGUCCCAUGUGCAAGAUGAACAUUCUUAAGGCCCUGGGGAUCCCGCCCAAUGCUGACUGCAUGGAUGACUUGCCCAUUGAUUUUGAGGGCUCUCUAGGAGGUCCACCAACCAAUCAAAUCACAGGAGCCAGUGACACAACUGUCAAUGAGAGCUCAGUCACUCUGGACCCUGCUGUACGGACAGUGGGGGCCCUGCAGGUGGUCCAGGACCCAGACCCUGCUCCUGAGGAGGGAGAAGCCAUCUUUACGACUAACAGUGAUCAAGAGCCAGCAGUGAGCAGUGGCUCUGACAUCUCAUUAAUUAUGGCACUGGAAGUGGGCCUGUCUGAUGUAGAACUUUCCACCGACCAAGACUGCGAGGAGGUGAAAUCUUGAGAUGGUAGAAAUGGACGAGAGAAGACAUAGGAACCCGGAGGACAGGAGGGAAGCAUGCUCCGAGGAUUGAACUGGAUACACAACCUUCAGAUCACCAUGGCAACCCCAGGGCACUCUGUUCAAGGGUGGUAGCGAAAGCAAUAUCCAAAGUCUCCCGUGUCAGGACGCGGGUUCCCAUCUCUGCAACAACAGCCUGUGGCCUUGAUGUGGAAGUGGAAAGCUGAAUUCCUUGGUGUCUGUGCAGACGUGCGGCAGACCGGAAGGAGACUCCACAGUUUCUUCACUUGACUUCAGCCUCUCCCAUCUUCUUGCUCUCCUUUGGGAAAGAUGGUUUCGUUCCCUUGGCGAUUUCUUUUUAAAAGUUGAUGUGUAGUUUACAUCGAUCCCUCGGGUUUCCCUUUGAUCCACUCCAGCCUGUGUACCAGGUCUGCUUAGAAGUUCCGGUUGCUGCUCCUGUGAUUGGUUUGUACCACGUCUUGCGAUUCAUAGUCACGAGUUAGCAAUCAGUAUGACGUGUGUAUGACUUUGAGGAUUGCCUCGGCACCCUGAAACAGUGGAAGGGCAGAUUUUAUCAAGUGUCUAAACCCCUCCUCUAGGUGGGGUGCCAGACAGCCACACUAAGUUCUGGAUCUGCUGAGCUGCUUGCUGGCUAUUUUCCACUCUACUACAUAGGCUUCCCUUGCCACGCUGUCAGGGGCCAUCUUAGCAGGAGAUAACUGUCAGGGAGAGAAAUGCAGGUCCUCUGACUUGAGGGCCUUAGUCUAAAACCCAGAAGUCCCCAAAGGACACCAUGACAAAGUUCAGAGUAUGUGGGGGGGGGAAAAAACAAAACCUGAUACCCUAUCUUCCCAGGGUAGGGAAGAUUCCUGAUUCCCUGAUUUCUCCCAAGGCCUUAGCAGUUUAUCACCUUCAUAAAUGAAUUCCACAGGUACGAGGUAUAGAAGAGAUGUGAUCAGUUUUUAGGUCACUGGCAUCCAGGUGUGAGCUUAUUUCAGGACCUGCCCUGUUAACCCCCGCCAGCCUGCACGGAAAGAUCUCAAUAAGUCCUUAACAAUUUGCGUCUCGGGUCUUCUGAGAGCAUUUGGGUAUCAAGAGGAGAAUGAGGUAUGAGCUGAUAAAGUCUGAAUCACAAUGCGCAUCACGGGAAAUUGCUAAAUUGAGUUUCCUCUGAUUGUGAGAAUCAAAUAAGAUUAAAAGGAAAAUAACAAAUGACUAUCAAAACCCACCGUACUAUAAAGUGGUUUAUUGUCUUAUUCGCUUUUUGUCUGAAACAAUAACAAAAGUGUGCUGUCUUUCGAGUGGACAGUAUCGUGAUACAUGCAGCAAUUCCAGAGGCAGAGGUGGCCACCUGUGUCCCUCUAGACA
Messenger RNA from Mus pahari (shrew mouse), 2744 nucleotides. RefSeq names its product ring finger protein 150 (gene Rnf150). The transcript is spliced from 8 exons. The coding region runs from base 27 to 1379 and encodes 450 amino acids. The record is from RefSeq and is a predicted model, not a curated record. NCBI's taxonomy places the organism in Eukaryota, Metazoa, Chordata, Mammalia, Rodentia, Muridae.